AUGCGUCCGUCUGUCUUGCGGGCCAUCGAGUCCGCGAAGCCGUUGGCUCGCGUGCCUCGUUCAGUGUCCAGAAGCUUUUCUACGGUUAACCAGUCAACCGUCAAAGACCCCGCUGAGUUAGAUCAAAUCACCACACUAUCCAAUGGAGUCCGCGUCGCCACCGAGUCUCUACCAGGACCCUUCGCCGGCGUUGGGGUCUACGUCGAUGCCGGAUCCCGCUACGAAGACGAGAGCCUGCGGGGUGUAAGUCACAUCAUGGACCGAUUGGCAUUCAAGUCGACCAAAAAGCGCUCGAGCGAUGAGAUGUUGGAGUCCCUCGAGGCGCUGGGAGGAAACAUUCAGUGCGCUUCGUCCCGGGAGUCGCUGAUGUACCAGUCUGCCAGUUUCAACUCCGCAGUGCCGACGACCCUGGGUCUGCUGGCUGAGACGAUUCGGGAUCCGUUGAUUACUGAGGAGGAAGUGUUGCAGCAGCUGGCGACUGCGGAGUAUGAGAUUGAUGAGAUCUGGGUGAAGCCGGAGCUUAUUCUGCCUGAGUUGGUGCAUAUGGCCGCGUAUAGGGAUAACACAUUGGGUAACCCUUUACUGUGCCCAAGGGAGAGGUUGGGUGAGAUCAACAAGGCUGUGGUGGAAAGGUACCGGGAGGCGUUUUUCAACCCCGACCGGAUUGUCGUCGCUUUUGCUGGAGUUCCGCACGAGGAGGCCAUCAAGCUUACGGAGCAAUACUUUGGAGAUAUGAAGGCAAGACAGCAGGGUACUGGCCCCGUCCUUUCGGGCAGUGGUAUUGACACCACGCUUUCGGAUUCCGAAUCAGCCGCGAGGGAGGGCCAGGUGCCUACAGUCCCUCAGUUCACUCCGUCAUCAACGGUAUCCAGCGGAGCUGCUUCGGAGUCAACAGAGUCUAGCUUCCUCUCGAAACUCCCGUUCCUGAAGAGCCUCUCUGGCUCAUCGUACAAGAACAGCUCUGUUUCCCCUCUAGAUCCUUCAAUGGUUGAGCCAUCAAUGUUGGACUUGAACCGGCCUUCCUACUACACUGGCGGAUUCAUUGCCCUCCCUCCAAUCCCUCCGCCUGCAAACCCCAUGAUGCCUCGCCUGAGUCACAUUCACCUUGCCUUUGAGGCUCUCCCCAUCUCCAACACCGAUAUCUACGCGCUCGCUACUCUCCAGACCCUCCUCGGAGGUGGCGGGUCCUUCUCCGCCGGCGGUCCGGGUAAGGGCAUGUACACUCGUCUUUACACCAACGUCCUCAACCAAUACGGAUGGGUGGAAAGCUGCAUCGCCUUCAACCACAGCUACACAGACAGCGGCAUUUUCGGUAUCUCGGCCUCAUGCAGCCCCACCCGCACCACCGAAAUGCUAGAGGUCAUGUGCCGCGAACUCCACGCUCUAUCCCAAGACAGCGGCUACUGGGCCCUGCAGCCCCAAGAAGUCAACCGCGCCAAGAAUCAACUUCGCUCCUCUCUCCUGAUGAACCUCGAGUCUCGCAUGGUCGAACUGGAGGACCUAGGCCGUCAAGUCCAGGUCCACGGCCGCAAGGUCAGUGUGAGCGAAAUGUGCCGUCACAUCGAGGCACUAACAGUCGAGGACCUGCGCCGUGUUGCCCGCCAAGUCUUUGGCGGUGAUGUUAAGAACCCCGGUCAGGGUACCGGGAAGCCGACAGUGGUGAUGCAGGAGGGUGAGCUUGAAGGCUACAGGCUUCGGCCGUUCCCUUGGGAAGAGAUUCAAGAACGGAUAGCGCGGUGGAAAUUGGGAAGAGUGUAG
This is a messenger RNA of Aspergillus ruber CBS 135680, 1758 nucleotides long. RefSeq names its product mitochondrial-processing protease subunit alpha. Gene Ontology annotation, cellular component: mitochondrion. NCBI's taxonomy places the organism in Eukaryota, Fungi, Ascomycota, Eurotiomycetes, Eurotiales, Aspergillaceae. Gene Ontology annotation, molecular function: metalloendopeptidase activity; metal ion binding. The transcript has 2 exons. Bases 1 to 1758 code for a protein of 585 amino acids. The record is from RefSeq and is a predicted model, not a curated record.